This is a messenger RNA of Diutina rugosa, 711 nucleotides long. RefSeq lists its product as uncharacterized. The transcript has a single exon. Bases 1 to 711 code for a protein of 236 amino acids. Lineage: Eukaryota; Fungi; Ascomycota; Pichiomycetes; Serinales; Debaryomycetaceae. The record is from RefSeq and is a predicted model, not a curated record.
AUGAGACUAUCUAGCAGUGUUUAUUGUUUACUAGUGGCCCUCUUUGUGCUGGCGCUUGUGAUUGAGACCCAGGAACAGGGCUUGGUGCCCCUCGAGAAGAGAAAAGGAGGCGGUGGCCGUGGUGGUGGUGGUGGUGGCAGCUCUGGCGGCAGUUCCGGUGGUAGCUCUGGCGGCAGUUCCGGUGGCAGUUCUAGCGGCAGCGGCCUGAGUGGCGGUGGCAGUCGCGGUGACGGCGGUGGGUCGUCACUGGGCUCGCUGGGUUCCCUGGGUGGUUCUGGCCUGGGCUCCUCCGGUAGUGGCUCGGGCCUGGGUGGCCUGGGCUCUGGUGGUAGUGGUGGUAGCCGUGGUGAUGGCAGUGGGUCCAACCUGGGCACUUCCAACACUGGUGGUACUACUGGUAACACUGGCAACACCGGUAACACUGGCAAUACUGGCAACACUGGUUCGUCGGGAUCGGGUAGUUCUGGUGCUGGUGGUCUCGUGGCUGGUGCCGCUGGUGGUGCUCUUCUUGGUGGCGCUGUUGCUGCUGGUCACGGUGGCUCUGGUGGUCGCAACAACAGCACUCAGACUUCUGGCGCUGCCGUGCUGCUGGCGUCCCUGAGUUCGCCGUCUGCGACGUUCUCGUCCACUUCUGGGACGAAGACCGGUGGUGCGUCGUUGUUGACCUCGCCCAAUUUGCUCUUGUUGGGUGUUAUUUACGCCUUAUUGUGA